Molecule: messenger RNA, 3834 nt
Organism: Gadus chalcogrammus (walleye pollock)
Lineage: Eukaryota; Metazoa; Chordata; Actinopteri; Gadiformes; Gadidae
Gene: rnf169
Product: ring finger protein 169
Exons: 5
Coding region: 389-1927 (512 amino acids)
Source: RefSeq, a predicted model, not a curated record
UCCCUUGAAACCACCAAAAGAGGAUAGGACGAUAUUAGCCCUAACCCUUAACCUAACUUAAGUGAUCAUUUUAGUUAAAAUAAUCAGUUCAGACCUCCUGUCCUUUACAUCCGAACUGUUGAUACUGCGAUAUAAACAAACGGAGAGCUCAUGUAGAUCUAAACAGUUUUUAUUUCCUUCUAUAAGAGUUAACUGAUCUCAGUAACAGAAUAAUGACGUCAGAUUAAGUUAGAGGAUCGACUUUUCUCGGUCUUUCGAGAGAAAACAGGUGACCCCACGCACACGCACACACGCACACACACAGAGUAGCGGGAGGGGGGGGCGACGAGCCGACGGGGGGCGGGGUUGUUUGUUUUCAAACUGAACCAGAAGGAAAAGAGCAGCGAAGAUGGCGGCCGCGGCGUCCGCCGAGCGUCCCGCUGAAGCAAAGGAGAUGUGCCCGGGGAGCGGGCCUCUGCUCCGGCUCAGAUCCGCGUCCGACCCGCAGGCCCGGGCCCCCACGGGCGAGCUGAAGUGUCCGGUGGGGUGCGGGGGGGACCUUCCCGGUCCCGGGCCCGCCGCCCAGCCCCGCUGCGGACUCUCCGCCUGCCUCCGCUGCUUCCAGCGGCCAAGGAGCGGUCCCCGCUGCCGGCUGCGGGGUUCCUGGCGGCCGGGCAGCGAGACGGGCCCGGCGGUGGAGCCGGAACCCUGGGAGCCGAGCAGGAGGAGCCGCCCGGAGCGCUGCAGGAGCAGACUCGACCGGAGAAAAGACAGCUCGGAGGCGGGGUCCCAGGGCUCGCGGUGCGGGGGGAUGACCUCCGAUCAGCAGUCCAAGGUCAAGGUGAAGGCGGUCCUGUCGGACUCGGAGAACGAGGAGCCGGUCGGGAAGAGGACCCGGAACGUCUCGGGAGCGCUCAGGAAGAGCAAAACCCCGUCGGCCUUCAGAGACGCCUCCCAGAGGAGUCAGAGCUGUACUGCGUCGGUGGAAGGAGGCGGGAAGCGGCGGUUCCUCCCGCAGUCGUCCGUGAUGAACGCGGCCGGGGCGAGACACAGCUGUGUGGCGGGGAUCCUGCUGUCCUCAGAGAACAGCCCGGCCGUCUCCUCGCCCGUCAGCGGCGACCGCCGGCUGGCGUGGCGCGGCCCGACGACCUCCUUCCCCCCCCCCGCCCGGCCGGAGCGCAGUGUCAGCCCCGAGAGCAACGACAGCAUCUCGGAGGAGCUCAACCACUUCAAGCCCAUCGUGUGCUCCCCCUGCACGCCGCCCCGGCGCCUGGCCGACGGCCGGCUGCUGGAGCCCGCCGUCGUCAAGUCCACGCCGCGGAACCUGCUGCGGGGGCUGCAGAGCCCCACCAGCUACCAGGCCAGCCCAGCCGUGCUGCUCAAGUGGCGGCAGAUCGAGCUGGACCGCCAGAGCCUGAGGGUCACCUCCAAGGCCACGCUGACCUGCAGCCCGCCGGGGGCCCCGGAGGAGGGCCCCCCCGCCCAGGGAGCGUUCCCGCUGCGCGCGCGGCGCCGGGUGUUCGGGCCGGCGGGGGAACCGGGGGACCUCAAGAGGACGGCGGUGAAGGACCCGCCCGGCCCCUGGAGGAGCAGGACCCCGGGGCCCCCCCUCCCCAAAGAGACGGAGACGCAGGACCACCCGGACCCCAGGAGAGGCAAGCACACCCAGAAGACCCGGCACACGGAGCCGCCGCCGCCGGACGGGAAGAGGGCCCGGGUCCUGCUGCAGCCGGCCCCCCCCGGGGCCCCCGGGGGCCCCUUCCCCCGCGUCCCGCCGGACCUGCCGGGCCACGCCCUGGCCCUGCGUCGCCGCACGCCGCUGGCCUGUGAGCAGCAGCCGGGGGGGAAGGCCCGCGCCCCGCGCUACCUGCUGCGGCCUCGCGUGGCCAAGCAGAGCCAGCGCCGCCAGAGCCCCCGCAGACCCAAGCGGCUCUCCAGGAAGUACUGAGGCCCCGGAUGACUUGUACCCAUGAUGCAUUGCUUCCCACAGACCCUUAACAGGAACGGGCGAAUGGCUUGUGUGCUAUCAUGAUUGCUAACACCACCUCGUGGCUAACUAUGCUAGCAUAGUACCACAGUGUCUACGGACGGACACACUACAAGCCCCCCCAGGCCCUAGCGCAGACCUAGCCAAACCAGUCCCAGCAGAGUCUAAGAUAGGCCAGCCAAAGUCAGCCUAGCCUAGCAAAGCCAAAACUAGCCUCAGCGAAGCAGCAGAUUGUGAAGCAAGUCUUAUGCCGUGUUCGACUUGGUGCACUGACGCCCUACAUGAGACCUUGUUCCCACUGAGGCCAAAGUAGAACAGAUCUUGUAUCUGCUCACAUGUGACUCACAUUUCUGAACAGUGUAAACAGCACCGUCACAUGGAAUCUGUUCCAUUCUGAUCCCAAAUCAGAAUGGAACAGAUCAGCCUCCAUUUGACUUCCCUAUGCGGUAGAAGUAGUAGUGUGUAGUGUAGCCUAGCCUAGCUAGACCAAGCCUAGCUUAGCCAGACCCAGUGUAGUGUAGCCUAGCCUAGCCGAAACUGACAUAUCCUAGCCAGACCCAGUGUAGCGUAGCCAGACCUAGCGUAGCCUAGCUAGACCCAGCUUAGAUCACCCUAGCCAAUCUGUCUCUGUGAGGAGCUGUCUGCUACCCUGUGCUUAUUGGCAUGUAGCAUAUGUCAUCAGUGUGUAAAAUGGUAUUUUAUCUGUAAAUACUGGUAUGUUAUCAGUAUAUAUUCUGAUAUACAAAAUAUACAAAUGAACACGCACCUAGCAAAUCGUAUUUAUUGUUUUAAAAUUCAACAUGUGAUUCAUUGUUCUUAAUGAAACCGAAUUGUGAUGUUUUUUUAAAUGAACUUAAGCAAUAGGAGGAUGUUUUCUGAAAAAGGGCUAUUUUUUACUGUAUAAUCACAUUAUUUCGAAUUAUUGUUGAACUGUGUUCUUAAAUUUAUGCCAAACUAGCUUGACCUUGAAAUCUUUCUGAUGCAAAAUCUAUCGAGAAUGUAGAAACACCGUUUGUGUGAUACAUUAAUAUUAAUGCUGGCACAAUACGAUCUGCACAGCGCUCUUUCAUAUCUAUAUAGCCGGCGGUCGUACCCGGACAAUAAAGAAGAGCUGUCAUCUUGAGUUUGCUUUGAGUAACAUUUUCGGUUGGGCGCCAAAAUCAAAUACUAGAACUAGGUUGUUUAUUAUAUCAGAAUUACGCUGAAUGAUUACAAAAUGAAUCAAUAAAUCAUGUAUAUUAAGAUAAGGUGACACUUUGGUAUUUUGCAAUAAAAAUGGUGUAUGCUAUCUCUAAAAUAUGUAUAACGAACAGGAUAUUUGUAAUAAGGAUCCCUUAGCUUUUGGAGAUGUAUAACAGCCUCUUCAAAGAGUAUGGUCCUUCCACGGACCGCUCGCCGGGACCCGACCAGGAUCCUGAAGCCACUUCCUACAUUCGUUUGAUGCAGGGUUGACCUUUUAUAACAGGCCCUUAUUUUACCACCAGGUGUGAGUGUGAUUAGCCAUUGCACUCCGUUUCAGAGUCUGCCCUGCGCUACAUCUACAGAUCCAUCCUACAUUCACUGCUGCUAAACUGGGGUUAGUCAUUCUUCACUUAACGGGAGGGGAAUGAUCAAUGUGAUGGCAGUGUGUGGGACCUCAGGGCUCAUACUGAUCCCCUGUAGAUGGAAAAGUCCUUCAUCCAUAUACAUGCGCAUUUGUUUCGGUACCUUAAUAAUUGUUUAACAUAACUAAUAUGAAUGCAUUUGAAUCGUAAUAUAUAUUGCAGCAGAUAGUCUUCAUAUAUUUAUAAUUAGAUUAAGAAAAUACAAUACAUGCUCCUUUCAAUUGUUACUGUUAUCCCUGACGAGAGGUCUGAGGAGACGGGUCA